Thunnus maccoyii (southern bluefin tuna) is the source of this 7806-nucleotide messenger RNA. It is a transcript of the gene loxhd1b, whose product is annotated as lipoxygenase homology PLAT domains 1b. The transcript has 43 exons. Gene Ontology annotation, molecular function: protein binding. NCBI's taxonomy places the organism in Eukaryota, Metazoa, Chordata, Actinopteri, Scombriformes, Scombridae. The record is from RefSeq and is a predicted model, not a curated record. Bases 1 to 7212 code for a protein of 2403 amino acids.
AUGCCCACGAAAAAGAAAAAAACAAGACAGAGAGCGGAGGAUGAAACCAAAGAUGUGGAUGACAGGGACUCGGAGGAUCAGAAACCAAAGCUCAAGAAGAAGAGUAAGCAGGUGAGUGAGUCAGAGGAUGCUGAGAGAUUGAAGAAGAAGUUUAAAGACAGCGAUGAAGAAGGAUACAAUUCUGACACAUCAGGCCCUGAUGUGAGGAGGAACAAGAAAAAAGGGAAAAAUAAAGAAAAGGUCAAGAACAAGAAGAAAAAAGCCAAAGAGGAGAGCGGUGAUGAAUUGAGCAAUGCGUCCCAGGAUACAGAUAAUGAGGAUAACAACAAUGACUCCAAAAGUAAAAAGAGAGGUGGACAACUCCCUGAUGUGAUUCAGACAACUAAGAAAGGAACAAAGAAGUCCUCAGUGAAAGACAAAAUGGGAUCAAAGGACAAAAAGUCCAAGAAGGACUCAGAGAAAGAGGAAGAGCAGGCAGCUGGGGAUGAAGAGGAAGGGAAAAAGAAAAAGAAAGACAAGAAGAAGAAAGGAUCUGUGAAGGGGGAUAGCGAUGAAGACGCCAAGAAGACAAAAGGCAAGAAGAAGAAGGUUGAAAAUUAUGUUGAAAUCUACGAGAAGGAGCUCCAAAACUAUGAGCCAGAAAAGGUGGAGAACUAUGAAGAUGAGUAUCACAAAAAGAAAGUGUAUGAAGUGGUGACCAUCACUGGUGAUGAGAGAGGAGCAGGCACCGAUGCCAACGUGUUUGUCACUCUGUUCGGAGACUAUGGCAUCACUCCCAAAGUCCAUCUGGCGAGCAACACAGAGAAGAGGAGUCGCACUGCAUUUGAGAGGGCUAAAACUGAUGUGUUCAGGAUUAGAACUCACAAUGUUGGAUCUUUGAAGAAGAUACGGAUUGAGCACGAUAACACCGGCCUGAACCCCAGCUGGUUCCUGGACAGAGUGAUGAUUACAGAUGUGAUCAGGCCUCACCUGAGGUUCUACUUUGCUUGUAACAACUGGCUCAGUAAAGUGGAGGGAGACUGCCUUUAUGUCAGAGACCUGCUGGGCAGCAUGGACCCCAUGGAAAUGCCCAAAUAUAAUAAAUAUGUGGUGACGGUUUUUACUGCUGAUGUAAAAGGCAGUGGAACAGAUGCAGAUGUCUUCAUCAAUAUCUUUGGGGAGUUUGGAGACACAGGGGAAAGGCUACUUGACAACAAGAAAAAUAACUUUGAAAAAGGCACAGAGGACAAAUUCACCAUAGAAGCACCAAACUUGGGCAAAGUGAGAAAAGUCACUAUCGGCCACAAUAACAAAGGCUCCUCAGCAGGAUGGUUUGUGGAUAAGGUGAUUUUGGAUGAUCUGGGAAACAAAACAGUGUAUGAGUUUCCAGUCAGUCGGUGGUUUGCCAUCGAUGAGGAUGAUGGAAAAAUACAGAGGGACAUUUUGGUGGGAGGGAGCCAGCCCACAGGUAUUGUGUACAACGUCCAGAUUGUGACAGGGAACAUCCGAGGGGCCGGGACUAACUCCAAAAUCCACAUCGUGAUGCACGGCUCGAAAGGCAUGAAGAAUAGUGGCAAGGUGUUCCUGGAAGGAGGAAAGUUUGAGCGUGACCUGACAGACAUCUUCAAUGUUGAGAUCGCUGCGCUCCUCAGCCCACUCAGUAGGGUGACCAUCGGACACGACAAUGGAGGAGUCAGUGCUGGGUGGUAUUGUGAGAAGGUGGUGGUGUACUGUCCGUUCACAGGGAUUGAGCAGACCUUCCCGUGUAGUAAAUGGCUGGAUGAGAGGGAGGGAGAUGGGCUAAUAGAGCGAGAGCUCUACGAGAUGGUCUCACUCAGGCAGAAAAGACAGAAAAAGCACCCCUGGUCCUUGUGGAUCUGGACAUCAGAUCUGGCCAAUGCAGGAACCGACGCAGGUAUCUCCUUCCAGGUGUAUGGAGAGAAGGGCAAGUCGGACGAGAUCAGACUGGACAACAAAACAGAUAAUUUUGAACAGGGACAGGUGGACAGGUUCAUGGUUGAGCUGCCUGAUUUGGGAAAACUGACCAAACUCCGUAUCUGGCAUGAGAAGAGAAAUCCUUUCGCAGGAUGGCAUCUUAGUAAGGCAACUCUGAUGAAAACAUUAACAAAGGAGAAGUAUACAUUUCCCUGUGAGCGCUGGCUGGAUACGAAUGAAGACGACAAUGAGGUUGUGAGGGAGUUACCUGCCACCGGAGAACUAAUCACUGAGCCGCUGCCCUUGAUAAAGUACAGAGUGACUGUUUGCACUGGGACCAUGGGUGGCAGUGGCACAGAUGCCUCCGUUUUUCUCAAUCUGAUUGGAGACUCAGGGGACACCGGAGAUCGAGAGCUUGUCAACUGCAAAAACAACAUCAACAAGUUUGAGAAAGGAAACUUGGACGAGUUUAUAAUCGAGGCCGUAGCCAUCGGGCAGGUCCACAGGGUGAGGAUUGGACAUGACGGCAAAGGUGGAGGCUGCGGCUGGUUUCUUAAUAAAGUGAUUGUAAGAGAAGAGGGGCAGGCUGAGGCGAACGCUGUAGAAUUCCCCUGUAACAGAUGGCUGGACCGUAACGAGGAUGAUGGACAGAUUGUUAGAGAGUUGGUGCCAUUCUCAGAUGGGCAACGCCUUUACAAUGUUGAAUAUCACAUCGCAGUGAAGACAGGUGACAUCCCUGGCGGCAGUUCGGACUCCAACGUGUUUGUCAAGCUCUACGGGGAGAAAGGUGACACCAGUAAGAUGAUGCUGUUGGUCUCUGACAACAACCUGGGGAACUACUUUGAGACGGGCCGCAUUGACAUCUUCACAGUGGAAACCUUUGAAAUUGGACAGAUCAACCGAAUGAUGAUCGGCCACACCAAUGAAGGCAUGCGUGCCGGCUGGUUCUUGGACAGUGUUCAGAUCAUGGUUCCAGUCACUGGAAAGCACUACAUGUUCCCCAGUCACCGCUGGCUGUGCAAGGAUGAAGCUGACGGCAAGACAGAGGUGGAGAUUUACCCCAGUGAGAUCCUGGACAUGGAACAAUUAAUUAACUAUGAGAUUACAGUAGUGACUGGAGAUGUGACGUUUGCCGGCACAAACGCCAGAGUGUUCAUCCAGAUCUACGGUGACAAAGGGAAGACGGAGGUCAUCACACUCAAAAGCAGAUCCAACAACUUUGAGCGGAACACCACAGAAAUAUUCAAGAGAGAGGCCAAAGAUGUGGGAAAGGUCUUCAAGAUCCGCAUCGGUCAUGACAACUCAGGGAUCGGAGCUGGCUGGUUCCUGGAGACUGUUGAUGUCAAACAUCUAAUCAUGGCCCUGGUGCCCAAAGAGAAGAAAAAAGAGGACAAGAAAAAGAAGAAGAAAAAGAAGAAGGAUGAGGAAGAUGAAGACGAGGAGGGAGAGGAGAUGCAGGAAGUGGUGCUGACUUAUCAUUUCCCCUGUUCUCGCUGGCUGGCCCGGGGAGAGGAGGAUGGCGAGCUGGUGGUGGAGCUGCUGCCUGAGGAUGCAGAGGAACUGGAAGUGAACACCUAUGAAGUGAGUGUCUUCACUGGUGACAUGAUGGGUGCUGGGACCGACGCCAAUGUCUUCAUCAAUAUUUAUGGAGAAAACGGAGACACCGGAGAGCGCUACCUCAAGAGCUCUGACAACCUCAACAAAUUUGAGCGGGGGCAGGAGGAUGUUUUCACUGUGACAGCUAUUGAUUUGGGUCCUCUGAAGAAGCUUCGUAUCCGUCAUGACAAUACACAGUCUUACUCAUCGUGGUACCUGGAUCGUGUGGAGAUAGUGGACACACAGGAUGAUACAACGUAUUAUUUCCCUUGUAACCGCUGGCUGGCAGUGGACGAAGACGAUGGUCAGAUAGCGAGAGAACUGGUUCCUGUGGACGAAGCCUUCAUGAGGAAGGAUGAGGACGAGGAGGGGACCGGCGCCACUCUGGGGCUCGAGCAAAAAUCCAUGUCUACUACAUAUACUCUUAAAAUAAAAACUGGAGAAAAGAAGUAUGCUGGAACCGACGCAAACGUCUUUGCCAUCCUAUUUGGUGAAAAUGACGACACGGGAAUCGUCAACCUGAAGGCCUGUAAGAACUAUAAGAAUAAGUUCGAGCAGGGGAUGAUCAAUGAGUUCACUGUGGAGGCGGUGGACUUGGGCGAUCUGGAAAAGCUUCGAAUUGGCCACGACAACUCAGGGGGUUCACCUGGUUGGUUCUUGGACUGGGUCGAGAUCGAUGCCCCCUCACAGGGUCAAAGACUACGCUUCCCAUGCGGCCGCUGGCUGGACAAAGGAGAGGACGAUGGGGCAAUAGUGAGGGAUCUCUAUCCUGCUGAGUUACAGACUGAGUUCUACAUGCCAUUUGUGCCGUAUGAGAUAAAGAUAUACACCAGUGAUGUGUUUGCCGCUGGAACGGACGCCGAUGUGUUCAUAGUUUUGUACGGCCGGAAGGGAGUCUGCACGCAGCAGAAACACCUGUGUGUCAACAAGAGAGAGAGACGGCUGUACUUUGAGAGGGGAGCUGAGGACAUGUUUAUUGUGGAGUUGGAAGAUGUCGGUGACAUUAUAGAGAAGAUCAGGAUAGGACAUGACAACAGGGGCACCAACCCAGGAUGGCACCUCGACAGGGUGGAGAUCAGACGCCAGCUCAGGAAAGGAAAGGGUUCAGAGACAACCAUUUUCCCGUGUGAGUGCUGGCUCGCCAAAUCUGAAGACGAUGGGGAGACAGUGAGGGAGCUGGUCCCCUCUGACAUCAUCACAGAGAAACUGCUCAGGGAUGGGACGCUGAAGAGGACCGAAACAGAGGUGGAGGACGCUUUGGAAACUCACUCAUACCAGGUGUCUGUGCGGACAGGUGAUAUGUAUGGAGCAGGAACUGAUGCCAACGUCUUUCUCACCAUCUACGGAGACCUGGGAGACACUGGAGAGCGCAAACUCGCCAAAUCUGAGAACAACAAGAACAAAUUUGAGAGAGGAGAGGUGGACAAGUUCACCAUCGAGGCUGUGGACCUGGGCCAAGUGUUCAAGAUACACAUUCGUCACGACAACUCCAUGACAGGAGCCGACUGGUACCUCGACCAGGUGGAGGUGCUGGAUGUGGAAGCAGAGGAGGUGUACAUGUUCCUGUGUGAGCGCUGGCUGUCGACAAAGAAAGAGGACAAACGCUUAGCGAGGACCUUCUUUGUCAAGGGCUACGAGGGUGAAAGAAACACUGACCCAAAUUCCAAGAAGAUUGCUCAGGCCAAACUGGGGCUGGAUAGAAAUGCCAACAAGAAGAAAAAGAAGAAAAAGGUGGCAGUGGUGGAAGAAGGUCCAAUCAUCCCCUAUCACUUCACUUUGUCAACGGGGAUUGACCAUGAUAGCAGCACCACAGCCAGGGUCUAUGUCAUCAUCAUUGGCCCCGGCGAAGUCGAGACAGAACGAUUAUGGUUGGACCCGCCAGAGGGAAAGAAAUCCUUCACAGCUGGCACCAUGGACCAUUUUGUGUGUUAUGGAACUGACGUAGGAGAGAUCAAGCGUGUGGAACUCGGCCAUAACGGUGUCACACCAGAGAGCUGCUGGUUGGUGGAUGAGCUGUCGGUUGCCGUGCCAACCAAAGGUAUCAAGUACAUCUUUCCAUGUAAGUGCUGGCUGGCUAAAGACAGGGGAGAUGGUCUGACUGCCAGACUGUUCAACGUGCUGGACUCCAGCACGAUCAACAUUAUCCGCAAAGUUGUUUAUUCAGCCACGGUUGUCACAGGUGACACUCAGUAUGCAGGCACUGAUACCAACAUUUUCCUGACGGUGUAUGGAGCCAAUGGGAGCACAGAGGAAAUGCUGCUGCCCAAAAAUGAAGACAGGUUUGAAAGAGGCCAAGAGGACACAUUCAGCCUGGAGAUAGAUGACAUUGCUCCUCUGAAGAAGAUCAGAGUUCGGAUUGAUGGCACUGGGAGUCGUCCAGAUUGGUUUCUGGACAGGAUCCUGAUGCGGAACCUGAUCACAGAGGAAGUGUAUGUUUUCACCUAUGAGAACUGGCUGUCCAAGACUAAAGGGCCAAAGAGGACCAAAGUGUGCGAGCUGGCAGCUGUGGUGGAUGAGGAGGAGAUGGUGGAGAACACGACUUACAUCAUCCAAGUCCAGACCAGUGAUGUCGGAUUUGCCGGCACUGACGCCAAUGUGUUUGUGAUGGUGUUCGGGGAGUACGGGGAUACUGGGACGCUGCCUCUGAAAGAGAGCACCAACCGGAACAAGUUUGAGCGUAAAAUGAAAGAUGUGUUCAGAUUCCCUGACAUGCUCAGUCUGGGCGAGCUGUCAAAAGUCAGAGUCUGGCAUGAUAACAAAGGCCCAGCUCCAGGUUGGCACUUGGAGUACAUUGAUGUGAAAGAUGAGGCCAUGGACCAGACCUUUAGGUUCCCCUGCGACCGCUGGUUGGCUAAAAGCGAAGACGACAGGCAGAUCAUGAGGGAGCUGGCCUGUGCCAACAACGAUUCAAUAGACCUCAGUGACAAAACCCAAUAUGAAAUUGCCACAACAACUGCUAACACAGACGAUGCUUCCACCACUGAAAACGCCUGGAUUGUGUUGGAAGGAAGGAAAGCCCGUUCCAAGGAGUUUGUUCUGGAGAAUAAGAAAAAUAAGUUCUUAUGUGGUGCCACUGGCACGUUCGAGUUUUCGUCCAAGCACGUGGGAGAGAUUGCCGGCAUCUGCCUCGGCCACAUAACGAAAGACGGCAAGAAGGUGAAGAAUGAAGCUUUCUGGCACAUCAUGGAGGUGGUGGUGACAGAGAAGGAGCUGGGAAACAAGUAUUUCUUCCACUGUAAUGCACAAAUCCCUCUGGCAGCCAAGAAGGACCAGUUCCUGACAUUUGAGUGCUACAAGUCCAUUGAGAGCUUUGCGAGCAAAGUCCGUAACCUGGUGCCUGUCAAGUAUGAGAUCAUCAUCAUCACCGGGGACGUCAAAGGGGCCGGUACAGACGCCAACGUUUUCAUCACCAUCUAUGGCGUCAACGGUGACUCAGGGAGGCGUCAUCUACGGCAGAAGUUCCGCAACCUUUUUGAACGUGGGCAAACGGACUGCUUUGUACUUGAGAUGCUGGACCUCGGGGAGCUGCUGAGGAUCAAAGUGGAGCACGACAACACCCGCUCCAACUGUGGGUGGUAUUUAGAGUGUGUUGAAGUGACCAACACAGCCAACUCAGUCACAACCAUCUUCCAGUGUGGGAAGUGGCUGGACACUCAAAAAGCCGACGGGCAGAUUCAGCGAGUGCUCUACCCGAGGUAUUAGGAGCAGGUCGUUGGAAACAAAGAGCGGGUGAGCAUUUCCUUUAGAGACUUUUUUGUCACCUCUUUUUUUACAGCAUGCUAGAUGAGCUUUGAGACCUGAAUGUAACUUUGUCAAGUUGAAAGGAGUUUUUUAAGUUUAUGCCAACUGUUUUGGUUGCCCCUCUUCUAAUUUCAUUAAAAAAAGCCAUUUGCUACCAACCUGUACGUGAGAAAAUUAACCUCCACAGGCCUGAAAAUUGUCUAAAAUAGAUAAUCCAACACAACAAACAUUUAGUCUUUAUUUCAUCUUCUUUUUCUGUUUCAUCUAUUAAGUGUUUUCAGAUCAUAAUGCACAUCAUGUUAUACUCUGCUUAGUGUCAAUCACCUGACACCCUCAGGAUGAAAAAGGAAGCCAGGAAACAGUCCCCAAAAAAACAUCAUGUCAUUUGUACUUGGAAUAUUUCUUUUUGUUGCUACUUUUGAGCAGUUUUCUUUUUUAAAUAUUUGUAUUUUAGAAAGCAUGCAUUGGAAAAUGGCUGAGAGAAAUGUAAACCAGACAGAUUAGCAUUAGUAAAUGUGCUUUAAUGACCCAAAAUUACACUGUUAUUCUGUAAUA